AUGGCGGUUGUCCUGCUGGACUCAAAGGAAUCGCAAGCGGAGCUGGGCUGGACCUCCCACCCGUCAAACGGGUGGGAAGAAAUCAGUGGCGUGGAUGAGAAUUACAAGCCGAUACGCACGUACCAGGUCUGCAAUGUCAUGGAGCCAAACCAGAACAACUGGCUGCAGACGGGCUGGAUUGCCAGGCGCGACGGCCAGAGGAUCUUCAUCGAGCUGAAGUUCACCCUGCGGGACUGCAACAGCAUCCCUGGCGUGAUGGGCACCUGCAAGGAGACUUUCAAUCUGUACUACGUCGAGUCUGACUCCGACCUGGGCCGUAGCGUCCAUGAGAGCAAGCACACCAAGAUCGACACCAUUGCUGCUGAUGAGAGCUUCACACAGGGGGACCUAGGCGAGCGUAAGAUGAAGCUGAACACCGAGCUGAGGGAGAUUGGGCACCUGAGCAAGAGAGGCUUCCACCUGGGCUUCCAGGACGUGGGUGCCUGCGUGGCGCUGGUCUCUGUGCGGGUCUAUUACAAGAAGUGCCUUGCCACCAUGCAGAACCUGGCCGUGUUUCCAGACACGGUGGCGGAGACGGCCUUUGCGACUUUGGUGGAAGUUAAGGGCACUUGUGUCACUCACGCCGAAGUGGACGUGGAUAAUCCCCCCAGGAUGCACUGCAGCGCGGAGGGCGAGUGGCUGGUCCCCAUAGGGAAGUGCACGUGUGGUCCUGGCUUCGAGGAGAAGGAUGGGGGAUGCAGAGCUUGCCUUCCUGGAUUUUACAAGCUUUCCCUCCGUCUCCCUUUCUGCUCUCCUUGCCCUGAGCACAGCUUCACACAUGAGGAAGCCUCCACGUUCUGUUUGUGCCAGAAGAACUACUCUAGGUCCCCGUCAGACCCACCAUCUGCCUCCUGCACACGUCCACCCUCUGCCCCGAGGAACCUGGUCUACAGCCUGCGGCAGUCAUCACUGGUCCUGGAGUGGAGUGCCCCUGCUGAUGCAGGCGGACGGAGUGACCUGACCUACAGCCUGUGGUGCAGCCGGUGCCCGGCGGCGCUGCGGGGCCGCUGCGAGCAGUGCGGCAGCGGUGUGGGCUUUGUGCCGCAGCAGACGGGGCUUGUGGACCGAACUGUCACCCUGGUGAACCUGCUGCCUCACGUCAACUACACCAUCCGCGUGGCGGCUGUCAAUGGUGUCUCGGGUGUCAGCCCGCUGUCGGGGCAGCAGUACGCCGAGGUCAACGUCUCCACUGGCCUCACAGCGCCGACUCCCGUCACUGACAUCCGCACAGAUAAAGUUGAGCAGAAGAGCGUCUCCUUGUCGUGGCAGGGGGCGGGCUUCCUGACCGCCAACGGCACCGAGUACGAGGUCAAGUACUACGAGAAGGAUCAGAGAGAUCAGAGUUACUCAACUGUGAAAACCACAUCAACGGCUGUGACAGUCAAUAACCUGAAGCCUGGCACCCUCUAUAUUUUCCAAAUCCGGACAUCUUCCUCGCCGGACUACGGAAACUACAACCCUAGUAUUGAAGUGGAGACGCUGGCAGAGUUGACGGUGGCCUCCAGCGAGCAGAACCCUGUCCUCGUCAUCACGGUGGUGGCCAUCACGGGGCUGACGGUGCUGGUGUCCAUGGUGAUCGGUGUGAUGGUCUGGAGGAGACAGUGUGGGUACAGCAAAGCCAGCCAGGAUGGGGAUGAGGAGCUGUACUUCCAUUUUAAAAUACCAACCAGGAGGACGUACAUCGACCCUGACACUUGUGAAGACCCCAUGCAGGGUGUGCACCUCUUUGCCAAAGAGUUGGAUAACGCUAGUAUUAAAAUUGAGAGGAUCAUUGGGACAGGAGAGUUUGGAGAAAUCUGCCGGGGAUGCCUGAAGCUGCCCAGCAAGCGAGAGCUGCCGGUGGCGAUCCAGACCCUGCGGGCAGGGUGCUCGGAGAAGCAGCAGCGCUCCUUCCUGGCAGAGGCGUGCACCAUGGGCCAGUUCGAUCACUCCAAUGUCAUCCGCCUGGAAGGUGUCAUCACCAGAGGGAGUACCAUGAUGAUAGUGAUGGAGUACAUGGGGAACGGCGUGCUGGACUCUUUUCUCAGGAAACAUGAGGGACAGUUCACGGCCACUCAGCUCGUUUGCAUGUUGCAGGGGAUUGCCUCUGGCAUGAAGUACCUGGCAGAGAUGGGUUACAUACAUAAAAGCCUUGCUGCCCACAAAGUCCUUGUGAACAGCAGCCUGGCUUGCAAAAUAACUGGUUUCAGACGGCUACAAGAAGAUAAGAUGGAGACCAUCUUCUCCACCAUGCGUGGGAAGAGCCUGGUGCUGUGGUCGGCCCCUGAAGCCAUCCAGUAUCACCACUUCAGUCCGGCCAGCGACGUGUGGAGCUUCGGCAUCGUCAUGUGGGAAGUCAUGUCCUACGGCGAGAGACCCUACUGGGACAUGUCCAACCAGGACGUGAUGAAGGCCGUGGAGGAUGGGUUCCGCCUGCCUGCUCCGGUGAACUGCCAGCCGCCCCUCCACCAGCUCAUGCUCGACUGCUGGCAGAAGGACCGCAGCCAGAGACCCAAGUUCUCGCACAUCCACCACAUCCUGAGCAAGAUGGUGCAGAGCCCGGAGCCCCUGAAGUGCCCCAGCUCUACGUGCACCAGGUCCCACAGCACGUCCAUCCCCCUCACCGAGCGUACCUUCUCAGCCUUCCCGACUUUCAGCUCUGUGGGCGAGUGGCUGGAAGCGAUAGAAAUGGGCAAGUACAAAGACAACUUCACCGCUGCGGGCUACUGCUACCUGGAAUCGGUGGCCAGGAUGACAGCCCAAGAUGUCCUCAGCCUGGGGAUCACGCUGGUGGAGCACCAGAAGACCAUCCUGAGCGGGAUCCAGACUCUCCGGACCCAGGUGAUCCAGAUGCAUGGCCGAGGCGUGCAGGUGUGA
Messenger RNA from Aptenodytes forsteri (emperor penguin), 2895 nucleotides. RefSeq names its product EPH receptor A10 (gene EPHA10). Gene Ontology annotation, cellular component: neuron projection; plasma membrane. Gene Ontology annotation, biological process: axon guidance; protein phosphorylation; cell surface receptor protein tyrosine kinase signaling pathway. Gene Ontology annotation, molecular function: ATP binding; protein binding; transmembrane-ephrin receptor activity. The transcript is spliced from 17 exons. Bases 1 to 2895 code for a protein of 964 amino acids. Lineage: Eukaryota; Metazoa; Chordata; Aves; Sphenisciformes; Spheniscidae. The record is from RefSeq and is a predicted model, not a curated record.